CAGGGCAAGGCUGGGAGUUUUUCAUUUGCUGAUUUGAAAGCAAUCAGGAGGAGGCAUUUCUGUGGCUGCCCAGGAGGCUUUGUGCUGGCUGGGCGUGUGGUCAGCUCUUUUUUCUAGUGGCUACACUAGGUCAGGUAACACGCUGAAAAAGAAGUCCUGGGUGAAUCAGGGCUUUCAUAUUGCUCUGCUAGGGACAGGUGUUUGUAAAGGUGUCUCAAAACCCAGGGAAUCCAAGCUGUUUGCUCAUCUGCAGCAGGACAAGACUGAGCUGUUGAAUGCGUCUGCAAGUCUACGUCAACAAGGUGCUUGAGAUUCCCUGAAGAGAGAAAAGUCCAGAGGAAAGGUUCAGUGUUGGCAACUCUCAGCUCAGAAAUAAGUAAGCAUUUGAAGAUGACAACCUCAUGGAGCGACCGACUGCAGAAUGCAGCAGAUCUCCCUGCAAACAUGGAUGGACACGCUCUCAAAAAGUACCGCCGGGAAGCCUAUCACCGGGUCUUUGUAAACAGAAGCUUAGCCAUGGAAAAGAUAAAGUGCUUUGGUUUUGAUAUGGACUAUACACUUGCUGUGUAUAAAUCCCCUGAAUACGAAUCUCUUGGAUUUGACCUGACCGUAGAAAGAUUAGUUUCCAUUGGAUACCCUCAUGAGCUGCUCAAUUUUGUGUAUGAUCCUGCAUUCCCUACCAGAGGCUUGGUGUUUGACACCCACUAUGGAAACCUGCUGAAAGUUGAUGCCUAUGGGAACCUCCUAGUAUGUGCACAUGGCUUUAAUUUCCUCAGAGGGCCUGAAACACGGGAGCAAUAUCCAAAUAAAUUUAUCCAGAGGGAUGACACAGAUAGGUUUUACAUUUUGAACACGUUAUUCAAUCUACCAGAGACCUACCUGUUGGCUUGCCUGGUGGAUUUCUUUACUAACUGUGACCGGUACACAAGCUGUGAAACAGGAUUUAAGGAUGGAGACCUCUUCAUGUCCUUUAGGAGCAUGUUCCAGGAUGUCAGAGAUGCUGUUGACUGGGUUCAUUACAAGGGCUCGCUUAAGGAAAAGACCCUUGAAAAUCUGGAGAAGUACGUGGUGAAAGAUGGGAAGCUGCCACUGCUGCUCAGCCGCAUGAAUGAAGUGGGGAAGGUGUUUCUGGUCACAAACAGCGACUAUAAAUACACAGAUAAAAUUAUGACUUACUUGUUUGACUUUCCACAUGGACCAAAGCCUGGGAGUGCCCAUCGGCCAUGGCAGUCCUACUUUGACCUGAUCCUGGUGGAUGCACGAAAACCUCUCUUCUUUGGGGAAGGCACUGUAUUGCGGCAGGUGGACACAGUGACCGGGAAGCUGAAGAUUGGUACUUACACCGGCCCGCUGCAGCACGGCAUUGUGUACUCAGGAGGCUCUUCGGACACAGUCUGUGACCUGCUGGGGGCCAAAGGGAAGGAUAUCUUAUACAUUGGAGACCAUAUCUUUGGAGACAUCCUCAAAUCCAAGAAGCGCCAGGGCUGGCGGACCUUCCUGGUGAUCCCUGAGCUGGCGCAGGAGCUGCACGUCUGGACAGACAAAAGCGCCCUUUUUGAAGAGCUGCAGAGUCUGGACAUUUUCUUGGCCGAGCUGUACAAGCAUCUGGACAGUAGCAGCAAUGAACGCCCCGACAUCAGCUCCAUCCAGAGACGCAUUAAGAAAGUGACCCAUGACAUGGAUAUGUGCUAUGGGAUGAUGGGGAGCCUGUUCCGCAGCGGCUCUCGGCAGACGCUGUUUGCCAGCCAGGUGAUGCGCUACGCCGACCUCUAUGCAGCCUCCUUCAUCAACCUCCUCUACUACCCCUUCAGCUACCUCUUCAGAGCCGCCCACGUUCUGAUGCCACACGAGUCCACUGUAGAGCACACACACGUCGACAUCAAUGAGAAGGAGUCGCCGAUGGCCACGCGCAAUCGCACCUCGGUGGAUUUCAAAGAUUCCGACUACAAGCGGCACCAACUGACCCGUUCCAUCAGCGAGAUCAAACCGCCCAACCUCUUCCCCCAGGCACCUCAGGAAAUCACACAUUGCCACGAUGAAGAUGAUGAUGAGGAAGAGGAAGAGGAAGAAGAGGAGGAGGAAGAGGAAUAAGAAGGAAGAAACCAAGUAUUUCUGAAGAUAAACCAUGACUCUAGCAGUGAUCAGGAAUGGAUUCUGUUGUUGGGGCCCUUGGGGUGAUGGGUUGGGGGUGUGAUUCUUGCAAAGGCACAUUUUGAAAGUAUUUGGAAACUUCUAACAAAUUAACACUAAUUAGGAGGAGACCCUUGUUUUCAGUUUUGCAGACGGUUCAAAAAGCUGAUGGAUUCUAAUGGGGUGGUGCAUUCAGAUUGGACUGCCCGCCUGUGCUGUCACGCUACUCCCAUUACAUUUUGGGAUGCUGCAUGUUUCUCCCUUUCCCAUGAUGUGUUUAAUUUGGUUUUCAUUUGAACGAUGUCCUGUGAACGGUUUUUGGCAUUUGUUACAUUCUCUGUGGAGACAGAAGGGAUGUGCUGGGCCCUGCAGGAGACAAAAUGAUCCAAAUCCUGCUGCCCAUUAGGUUGUUGCCCUUAACCCUCUGCUCCUGGGUUACAUAAUCCCCCUCCCCAUGUUAGCCAGGGUGUUGCUGUGCCUUCCAGCACUCAGUUUACCUUCUGUUGGUGUACGUUUCUCUGUGUAAGUGGUUUGACUCCUCCAGCCAUCAUGGAUGACAGUGAGAUUCCUGCUUUUGCACAUCUGCUGCCAUAUGCAUUUCACCUUGUAGCCACUUGUUACCCCUUCCCAGUGUCUCCAGGCUCUCUCACCAUUGGCAUGCAGUGCAUAAUUUCCAGGGCAUUUCUCAAACAGCUGAGCUGCACACUCUGUUCUCAACUCCUCCAGUUUCAGCAGUAAAUAUUAACCCAGGAGCUUGAAGCUGCUGCUUUAGCAUUACAUUAGUCACUCUGUGUUCCUCCUGACCUUUCUGUCUUCUCAACUUUAAGUGAAGCAUCCCAAAAUCAACCCCAGCCACCAUCUGGAGUGAAAGGGCCUGUUGUGCCAGGGGGCUGCAGGCCACAUGGGCCUGCCCUAAACUAGGAGACAGCACAUGCCACAGGGCCAGCCCCAGGGUGGGAGGCUCCGGGCCGUCCAGCAGCUGCCCUGGUCUUUGGUCUGGUGCGGAGCACGCGGAGCCUCAUGGCCGGCUGUGCUGGGCAAGGCUGCGUCCCUGGCCAAGGAGGGCGACGGCUGCCGUGUGGGACAGGGGGUGUCCCAGGGAUGGGCAUGUAGUCCUUGUGCCUGAAAGCCAGCCCAGGGAAGGCACAGAGCUGGCACAGAGCUGGGCAGCAGUGCCCUGUGGUUUUCCUGAGUCAUAGGUGCAGCCUCCCUUACUCCAGCCUCUGCCGUUCGCUGCAAAGGGAUUACAACGAGGGCCCUCUUGUAAUGAAUUUGACUGUUGUUUCAGUACCAUAAACUCAUUUAAUUUUUUUCAUUUUAAAGUACCUUAGUAGAAAAUAAAAAAAGAAAAACCACAACACCAACAUCUGAGCAGGAAAACGCUGCUCUAGUGGCAGUUGUUCAAGUUAAUAAAUGAUGAUGUUUCUAAGAAA
Molecule: messenger RNA, 3563 nt
Organism: Serinus canaria (Common canary)
Lineage: Eukaryota; Metazoa; Chordata; Aves; Passeriformes; Fringillidae
Gene: NT5C2
Product: 5'-nucleotidase, cytosolic II
Exons: 18
Coding region: 391-2091 (566 amino acids)
Biological process (GO): adenosine metabolic process; IMP metabolic process
Molecular function (GO): 5'-nucleotidase activity
Source: RefSeq, a predicted model, not a curated record